Molecule: messenger RNA, 829 nt
Organism: Cuscuta campestris
Lineage: Eukaryota; Viridiplantae; Streptophyta; Magnoliopsida; Solanales; Convolvulaceae
Source: the annotation of a GenBank genome assembly
AUAUGCUCCCUCCGUCCCAAAAAGAUUUACACGUUUCAAAAAAAUUGUGUCCCAUAAUCUCCUACCCAUUUCUAUUAAAAAACCACUUUUACCCCUUACUUUUUGAAACCCUACCUAUCACAUCAUACAUUUUUCCUAAUAAUCUACACAUCACAUCCUACUUUUACUCAUCAAGGGUAUUUUUGGAAAGUCAACCCAACCCAAAAUUAUCCCUUGCUUCGAUCCAAAUCGCCGUCGUCCUGGCUCCUCUUUCUCCAGACAUGGGUUACUACGGCAAGGUGGAAGAGUCCGACCGGCGACGAUCUACAGAGGCGACGACGGGGAGCGAUCUGGGAACCUCGAACCAGCGAGCUCCGACCGUCCGACGAUGUCUGGCCAAAAUCCGAGCGACAGCGCUCUAUCCAACGGCGAGUUCCGGCAGCGACGCCGGUGACCGACCACAGUGGACCAGCGACGAUUUCUGCCGGAAUCCCCCUGUCCAGCGACCUCUGUUCCGGCGAAGUCCACCAGCUCCGGCAGAGUAACAGCCAGCAACGAUAUGACAGAUCCGGGCGGGCUUGGGCAGUGACGGGCUUGCUUGGGCAACGAUACCGGACUGUGCGUGACGCCGUCUACCCUCUCCGUUUGGGAGUUUCUCUCUACAGGAACUGCAGUGCUGGCCAGUGUUCACGUAACACGGUUCACAGAGUAUCCUAAACUACUGCUUCCUCCGUGAUUUUGUUGUGUUUUUUGUGCAAAAUUUGGAUCUCCAGGAUCGACUUCAAUAGAGGAUUCCAUUUUUGAGUUUAUCUUUUCUGAUUUGGGAAUGGAUUUUGCUGAAAUUGGUAUG